Diaporthe citri is the source of this 5613-nucleotide messenger RNA. RefSeq lists its product as uncharacterized. The transcript is spliced from 2 exons. Gene Ontology annotation, molecular function: protein binding. NCBI's taxonomy places the organism in Eukaryota, Fungi, Ascomycota, Sordariomycetes, Diaporthales, Diaporthaceae. The record is from RefSeq and is a predicted model, not a curated record. The coding region runs from base 1 to 5613 and encodes 1870 amino acids.
AUGGCUCUUUCUCCAAUCAGUGCCGACGAAAGGCUAUGGCGCUUGCGACGACUGGCUCAGGAGUACGACAUCGACGACAGUCCAGAGCCGACACCCCUGUAUAAACCAUCAGCUACCCCUUCGCCACUCACGCCAAACUUCAAGAACCCCGAGGAUGAGCACCGAGCAGAUGACCUGCUAAGGCGGAGGAGACAGGUCAACUCCCAGGCCAACGGCGAUGGCAAUGGUGGCGUGGCAGGUGUGAAGAAGAGGUCGUUCACGUUAACCCGAAAAGACAGCUUCUCGUCCAAGUUCGCCUCCAAGGAAAUUUUCGAUGCAUUGGAUGCUCAUGUCGCAAAUGCCGGUGCGCCGGGGGUGGCGGAAGCACUGAUCCACAAGCUACGCAUGGCUGGCGGUGACCUCAACCGCGCAAACACAAAAUCCAAGACGCCUUUCAAUCUCAGGAGGAGGAGCCUGGACGACCUGGGGCAGGACCAGAGCCGGAUCCUGCAGAAGGCCGUCGAGAACGGGCAAGAAGAUAUGGUCAACGUCCUUGUUCCCCACGCCGAAUCAGCAACUCUAGACGCAGCAUUGCCUCUGGCUAUGCGUAACGGAAACAUUCGUAUCGUUGAGGCUCUUCUGAGGUACGGCGCUAGCGCGUCACAGACUCCGGAAGGACAGUUCCAGUUUCGGCAAAUGUGCAUUAAUGGUGGACAGGCCGAGCUGGUUGGGUUGAUCCUACAGUCUGAUGGCAGGCCUCCUCCCGACUGGAUCUCGGGGGCCAUGAUCGACGCAGCAAGGAAAGGGUGCGUGGGUACUGUUGCCCAAUUGAGUCGAUCCGUCGCAGAUGGCAGUUUCGAUGAUGGCGCAGCUCUCAAGGAGGCCAUCUCACAGUGCCGGGUCGACAUUGCUUUGGCAAUCCUCAUUGGCACUAAGCCUCCGAAUAAGGAUUGCCUCAACGAUGCUUUCCGCUUGGUCUCCACACAUCCGGCAAUGAAUCCACCAGAGAAGAUCACCCUGACCGACAUAUUACUUCUGGCUGGCGCCGAGGGCGCCGUGGUCUCGGCAGCGUUAGUUAAGGCCUGCAAAACCGAAUUCUACGACAUGAUCGACCUCCUUAUCAGCAAUGGUGCCUCGAUCGAGUAUGAGAACGCUGUGGUCGUUAAGAACGCGAUCGAAAGUGGCAACAUCAGCCUGGUGCAGCUGCUGUUGAACGAGAGAGCAGUACUGAGCCCCGUUCUCGCCGGCGAGCUUAUCGGGAGCAUCGGCAAGCGCAUUCACCCCGAAGACCGACGCAUUCUGUACAGCACGCUGCUUCGGAAAGGCGCAAAAGGCCCUCCCCUUGACGAAGCCCUGAUAAAGGCGGUGGAAGGCGGAGACAACGAAUGUGUUAAGCUUCUUCUAACGCCACACUUUCCUGGUUCGGGAAGAUUGCAGCCGAAAGCGAGCCACGACCUCAAGACAGGCCCGCGAAGUAUGGUAUUCGAGCGGCAUGCCAUGGCAGAUGUGAAUUACAAGGGCGGCUUGGCACUCGCAGAGGCUGUCUCCUCUGGUAAUCUUACUAUGGUUGAGUACAUUCUCGCAGCGAAGCCCAUUAUCGAGACUCUUGUCGCGGUGUUCCCAAGUAUCAAUAACCUCAAUCAAAUGGAACGAUAUCACAUGACGGAGUCGUUUCUCAAUGCCGGCGUCCACGGGCCUUGCGUACAUGCCGCCUUACAGCAAGCCAUCGACGAGGCGCCACCUAGGAGAGAUGAGCGUCUUAUCAAAAUCUUGCUUCAACAUGACGUCGACGCGAAUGUCAACGAUGGCGCACCGUUAAUAUCGGCCAUUGAACACCUCGAUGCCGAUCUGCUGGAGGCGUUGCUCCGGAAACGACCCACAACGAAGAACGCGGUAGCAGCACUGAAGAAAGCCAUGGAUGUAGUGGACAAGGGCAAAAGGGCGCGAAUGGUAAGCGCACUUCUUCGGGCCGGCGCGAAUGAAUCGACGAAGACGGUGGGCGAGACUUUGACGAAGGUACUACACGAGCAGCCUGCGGACACUCGUCUGCUGGCUGUGGUUCUGCAACACGGGAACGCCGAUGUCAAUAUGGACACAGGCGAUCCAGUGGUGAUGGCUGUUCGAGAUGAGAACCCUCAGGUGCUUGAGCUUGUUCUACAGACGGGCAGGGCCACACCCGAGACUCUUGAUCUUGCUAUACAAGCGAUGGCCAACGUACCCUCAAGCCAAGAUAAAGCUACCAAAUUGGAAUCGAUCGUGAAGCGGACGAAGCAGAAGGAAUCUUUAAACAGCCUCCUCGCCAAUGAAGUGCAAUCUAUUCUUCGAUGUCCCCCUCAGAAACGCACGUUGGUCGUUUUGAGGGCUCUUCUUGCCUUGGGAGUCGAUGUCAACACAAAUAAAGGCACAGCACUCUGUUUUGCCGUGGCUGGCGCAGAUUCGAAAAUCACCGAUGUUCUCUUUGCGGCCAGGCCAAGCACGAAGACACUGGCAGCAGCGGUGCCUUGGGCCUUCAAAAUCGCUGACCCUACCGAACGACUAACCUUCAUUCAAAAGCUUCUGCAUGCGGGCGCACCGGCGGACGAGGUCAACAGGGCGUUGGUGCACGCGAUCGGAACACACCCCGACGAUACCGCCUUGAUCAAUACACUUCUUGCCAGAGCGGACACCAGCGACGGAGAGGCACUGAUGGUAGCAGUACGAAAGGCAAACGUCCUCAUGGUGGAGAUGAUCAUAACCAGGGCAAAAAAACACCCGGCAGACAGACUGAACCACGCCUUCAGCGAGGCCGCCAGAAUCGAGAAUAAGGAAGUUCGAAGAUCGAUCUGCGAGCUUCUCCUGAGGGCGGGCGCGACAGGCCCCGCCGUUUCCGAUGCUCUCCUUGCUGCCGCUGGCACCGGAGAUCUUACCCUCGGGAAAAUGCUCCUGGACUACGGUGGUAGUGUGGACCAUCAGGAGGGUCAAGCUGUGGUUGAGGCGUGUCGUGCUGGCUCGCCAGAUGUUUUGAAGAUGCUUCUGUCAAGCAAGACCGCUAUCAGGAAGGAAACUCUCGAGCGUGGUUUCCAAGCCGCCACGGAAGUGGGUGAUCUCAACCAUCGUGCGGCCGUGUUACAAAUGCUCCUGGACAAGGGCGUCAGCGGUGAAAUUCUCGAUGCACAGCUGGUCUCCGCAGCCCGCUUCGGCGAUGAUGCCCUGGAGCUGGUUCGCCUUCUUCUUCGCUAUGGUGCGCAAACCGACUACAAUGGCGGCGAGGCGGUCUACAACGCUACGAGAUGUGCAUUUCUGCCUAUUCUACAAUUAAUGCUUGGAAUCGUACCGGUUGGUGGAAAGCAAGUCAAGCCCUCAAGUCAGACGAUGAUCCGCGCCCUCAAAGCAAGCUCAAAAUUAAGUGGCGAACCGAGAUAUCAGGUCAUGAAAUGGCUCUUUGCCGCGGGUCUACCGGCCUGCGAGGAGGUUCACAUUUCACUCGACAAAGCCGUGAACGAGGAGGAGCCAAAUAUUGAUCUGGUCAAGCUGCUUCUGCAGAACGGAGCAUCGCCGCUCGCGAACGGCUGCAAGGCUCUAGUCGAUGCCGCUCAGAAGCUGAAUUUCGCGGUACUAGAUCUAUUCUUGGAACGCGAAAUCUCACAGGACGACAUAAGCUGGGCUUUCCUACAGACCUUCUCGGCAGCUGACGCGGACAAAUGGGUCAUGGAACCCGGCUUCCAAGUGGCGCAACGCCUGCUGAAGAAGGGGGCCCAAGGUGAUGGCCCUGCGAGUGCUCUCAUAGUCGCAAUCGACUACAUGGGCACAGAAAAGGAUGAAAUCGCGCGGGCGUUUGUGGACCUUCUCAUCGAAUACAAUGCGGAUGUCAAUCAGGACCAGGGCGCUGCACUGAUCAAGGCCGCGAAGAGUGCGAAUGUUCACCUGAUGCGGCAGGUGUUGCAGCAAAAACCAAACUCGGAUUCAGUGUCCAUGGCUUUUCCUUAUGUGUUCGACCACGAGGCGCCCGAGGACCAAGCGUUGGAGCUCAUUUCAUUAUUUACGGAUUACUCUGAUGGCGAAAAGCGGCUGGAUGCGAUGUUCAACCACCCGGAGGCCGAAUCUGUGGUGUUCAAGGCCAUCUCACGGUAUCCGCGCUCCACCACAAUUGUCGAGACUCUACUUGAUGCUGGGUAUUACCAUGACCAGAUGACCAGUGCGCGGAUUUUGGAAGAAGUCGAGGAAGAUGAGCCUGUGAAUCUGUUGCUGUGGUGUCUCCUCCAGCCUCAGAAGAAGGUCAGCAGCAGCAUCGUCAACAUGCUCAUCGACAGGGGGGCGCGUGUCAACUUCGAAGCGCGAGUAUCGAAGACGACUCCCUUGAUGCUGGCUAUCAAAGAACGGCGACAUGAUAUCGUUAAGAAACUCGUCUUUGCUGGUGCCGAGGUCGACGUGGCUGAUGUCACAGGCAACACGCCACUAACACUGGCUACAGAAAUCGGCGGAGACCUGGGAACAAUGAUGAUGCAGAACAUCCUUGCUGCCGAACCAUCGCAGAACGAUGGCUCCCUUCACAACGCCGCAAGGGAGCUCAAUGUUGCGGCCAUGCAGGUUCUGGUGGACCACGGCCAUGAGAUCGACUUCCCGAGUCCAAUACACGGUGGCCGGACUGCUUUGGGUGAACUGUGCCUCCAUGCAGCGGACGGCGGGCCCCUGACCGCAGCCCAGGAGAAAGCCAUGGAGAAAGCCAUGGCGUACCUGCUCAAGCAGGACACCGAUCUCAGUCUCUUGUCAGAUGGCAAAUCAGUCCUGUUCCUAGCCAUGGAAUCACCUGAGCCCGUCACUACCACGAGGGCCCUGCUGAAAGUCGGCAUGUGGAAACAUAUCAAUCGGCAGUUCAACCACUACACAGACAACACACGCACCUACUCGCCUACGCAAUACGUCAAACGGGUGCUACCACAGACCGACACCUCCGAGCAGCUACUCAGUCUCCUCAAAGCCAACAGGGGCCAGGACAUUUACUACGCCAACGAGGGACCGCAACCUGAGGGCGCUAUUGGUUUGCCGGAUGACAUAGUCCGCAUCGAACGCGAACGGAAGGCAAGGCUCGAGCGGAUUCAGCUCGAGGCCGAAGACCACUCGCGGACCCUCUCGCGCACCAAGGAGGUCGCCGACAUCCAGAACCAGAUCUUCGCCCAGCGGGCGCAGCUGGAGGACACGCGGUCGCGGCAGCAGCGCAGCACGGAGAUCGAGGGGAUCCGCGAGAAGGCGCUGCUGGAGGAGGAGCUAUUCAACGAGGCGGUGCGGCGGCAGCGGGCGGAGAGGGCUGCGGCGAUGGAGCACCAGUCGUCCAUCACGCAGGCGGCGGUCGAGCGGCAGCGGCUGGUGGCGGACACGGAGUUCGAGGCCGAGGGCCGCAGGCAGCUGCAGCUGCUCGAGUACGAGAAGCAGGCGGCCGACACCAGGGAGGAGCACGCGCGGCAGAUGACGGCCAACCGGGUGGACGAGCGGGCGGCCAUCGACCGCAUGGACCGGGAGCACGACUCGAGGAUCAAGAACCGCAUCGCGCAGCAGAAGAAGCUCGUCGACAGCCAGAACCAGCUCGCGAACCAGCUGGGCACCGUGGGCAUGCCGCAGAGGAGGCAGAUUGGCUACAUCUCGGGGGAGCUGGACUGA